UGUCUCCGCGUCGCUGGGUGGGACUUGGCUCGGUGGCCAUGGGCAAGCAGAACAGCAAGCUGCGGCCCGAGAUGCUGCAGGACCUGCGGGAGAAUACAGAGUUCUCAGAGCUGGAGCUGCAGGAGUGGUACAAGGGCUUCCUCAAGGACUGCCCCACGGGCAUCCUCAACGUGGAUGAGUUCAAGAAGAUCUACGCCAAUUUCUUCCCCUAUGGUGACGCCUCCAAGUUCGCGGAGCAUGUCUUCCGCACCUUUGACACCAACAGCGAUGGCACCAUCGACUUCCGGGAGUUCAUCAUCGCGCUGAGUGUGACCUCACGUGGCCGCCUGGAGCAGAAGCUCAUGUGGGCCUUCAGCAUGUACGACCUGGAUGGCAACGGCUAUAUCAGCCGUGAGGAGAUGCUGGAGAUCGUGCAGGCCAUUUACAAGAUGGUUUCGUCCGUGAUGAAGAUGCCGGAGGACGAGUCGACCCCGGAAAAGAGGACUGAGAAGAUCUUCCGCCAAAUGGACACAAACAAUGACGGCAAGCUGUCCUUGGAGGAGUUCAUCCGCGGGGCCAAAAGCGACCCGUCCAUCGUGCGUCUGCUGCAGUGCGACCCCAGCAGCGCCUCCCAGUUCUGAGCGAGGAGCCAGGUUUCCCCUCCCUGCCUUCACUGGCCCUCUCCCGGCUCUCAGCUUCCUCGCCCUUGUGUCUGUCCAGGCUGGGGGUCAGAUUGCCACCCCCAGGGUCUGUACUCUGAGGGGCCUAUGAAGAAAGGAACCCUGCAGCCCGCCCCAAGUUCCAAGCCAGCAAGUGGUUAGCACCCUCCAUCCAGGAGGCAAUAUCUCCCUUCGGCAAUGAUAAAGACACAGGCGCUGGCUUGGUCUGCCUCUCAGUCAGCCCUCCCUUACC
Messenger RNA from Lipotes vexillifer (Yangtze River dolphin), 891 nucleotides. RefSeq names its product hippocalcin (gene HPCA). The transcript is spliced from 4 exons. Gene Ontology annotation, molecular function: calcium ion binding. NCBI's taxonomy places the organism in Eukaryota, Metazoa, Chordata, Mammalia, Artiodactyla, Lipotidae. The record is from RefSeq and is a predicted model, not a curated record. The coding region runs from base 39 to 620 and encodes 193 amino acids.